Parnassius mnemosyne (clouded apollo) is the source of this 3066-nucleotide messenger RNA. The record is from the annotation of a GenBank genome assembly. Lineage: Eukaryota; Metazoa; Arthropoda; Insecta; Lepidoptera; Papilionidae.
AUGGAACUGGAUGUAUCACCUUUAAAUCCAACAGAAAACAGCAUGGAUUAUUCGGAUAAUUCAUCCGAAAGUAAAUAUUUGUCUUGCAAUAGCAAUGAACAAUAUUCUGUCAUUCGUAUCCCACAAGAUGGUGAGAAGUCCAGUAAACAUUCUUCCAGAAAACAGUCAAAAAGGAGAAAAAAGAGUUCAAACCAUUCUAGACCUCUUCCUAGAAUAAUUGUCAAACCUUUGCCUCCUCCACCCCCGGAAAACCGCGAGUGGACAGCAGCAACGUCUUACUCUGACACGAGCUCUAAUUCAAACAGACCUUCUACAAUGCGUGAGGUUUUAGCAAGUAUACCUGGAUUUUGUAUUAAGCCACGAAAAAGAAGUGGAAAAAAAUUAUCAACAGCGGCUCAGUUACAGCAAACAAGAGAAGGCUGUAUUGAUUUGGAGACACCUGAUUCAAUAUUAGUAAACACAAAUAUACGGGCCCUCUUAAAUAAACAUACAUUUUCCCUUUUACCGCCUUUAUACCAAUAUAAACUCGGACAAUUGCUUCCAAGUGUAGACAGACCAAGCACAUCUGGAAGAUUAAGUUCAUCUAGUCUCAACAAUGAAUUUUUUGCUAGAGCUUGCCUUGAAUGGCAAGAUUGCCUUUCAGGGGGAGAAUUUACUCCAGAAAAUCAACAAAAAAUUAAAAGUGAAGCUGAAAAAGAAAAAAGUAAAAUUGAUCCCUGGAAAUUGAAACAUUUUGAACCAUUUUGGGGUGAAAAGACAAAAAAAGAAAAACCAUCGGUGAAUUUGAAUACAGAAAGACCAUCUUUAAAAACUACUAUAAAAUUAAGACCAACAGCUUCAAUAACAAGUAGUAGUACUGUUCCAAAAAUAAAAAAAAGUAAAUCAUCAAGCACUAAUAAAAAAAUAAGGUCUGUUGGUGCAGUAACUAGGUCUUCUGCUAAGGUCGAGGACACUGUUGACGAAAGUGUAGUUGGUCUAAAAUCAUCAGUACCAAUGCCAGAUUUACUUCCUCUUAAACACAUGAAAACUAAUCAAGGAUAUGUUGAUUGUCAAUUAGACUUCAGUUUUUCUGACUCAUCUUCUGUGCCUAGACUAGAAGAUUCUGUGCCUACAACACCAGUGGACCCUUUAUUAUUACCUGAUGAAUCUGAACGCAGUGAAUUGAAACAAGAAUUAGACAUAAGUGUGGUUACUAUAGAAGAAUCUAGUAUUGCUAAAGACUGCGAAGAAGAUAAGGCAACUGAUUCAGAUGCUAACUACCCUGAGCCAACUAAGAGAUUAAGUAGUGAUAACAGUGAAUAUAUGUACUCCAAGAGAAUUAGAUAUGAAGAAGAAUAUAUUAUGGACAAUCGAAAUUUUUUAACACAAAAUGCUGAAGAAUCUUGUAGCAACAACUGCUCCGAUGGAGAAACAAACUAUAAUAAUGAACAGGUAUGUCAGAGUGAUGACAACAAUAUCUUUCCUGGCCCUGACAAUGGAGAUACUAAUAGUGAAGAUAGUAAAGCAACAACAUCAAUUUAUGAAUAUGAUGAAAGAAGUGUUUCAUCAAUGUCCAGUUUGAAAAUAGAAGCUCAUCUCAAUAAUGUAUGUAUAGUAAAUGAAUCUAACGAAAAUGGAAAUGAAUGUGAAAACACAAGGGAAGGGAUAGAACAAAAUUAUAAUGAUGAUAAAGAAACUAGUAAAGAUUUAAAUAAAGUUGAAAAUCAAGAUGGAAGUGUAGAAGAAACAUUUGUAGAAAUUGUAAAAGAGGAAAUGAAUAUUCACAUAGAAUCAUAUGAUUAUAAAAAAUCACCUAUUAGUACAAAAGAGGAAACUUAUCAAAAUAUAGAGGUUGUUGAAGAUACAGAGUGUCAGAGUGAAGAGCCAAAAGUUAACAUUUUACUGAAUAAGCAAGAUAAUGAAAUCAAAUGUGAAGAAAAAGAUAAGCCUACCGAUAAUAUCACGUCAAGUUAUUAUGAUGAACACUUCAAAGAUGCAGAAUCUUUUAUAUUAGAAACAGGUGGCCUCUCUAUAUUGACUCCACAACAUGAAGAGAGCAAAUACACACCACAUCCAAAUUUAAUGGAACUGACAUCAUUUAUGAGUGAAACAAAUGCAACAGCUGUUGUAACAAUGCCAAUGACUCAAAAUUCAUCAAUUCCUAUGAUAGAAGUCACAAAUUCUACGUUGGUGUCAUACCCUGAUGACAACCUACAAGACCCGGCAAAACCAAAAAACUCAGCUGUGUCAUGGAAAACUGACAAUGAUUGGACUAAUGCUGAAAACAUUAUUACCUUACACAAUUUUUCUUGUGUAAAUGCCGACAAUGCAAAAUACAUGAGUGAAGAUUCAAAAGCAAGUAUAGAAGAUGUGAAUAUUAAUGAUGAAAAUUUUAUGUGUAAGGAGGAUAGAGAUACAAAUUUUAACAUGGAAUCAUCCAACUCAUCAGAAAGUUGUCAAUCAAUGAAAGAUUUAAAACAGGAAACUGAACCAGCUACUAGUGUUGUAUCGAGUUCAACUAUAUCCAAUCCCACUAUUAAUUCUACAACAGUGACACAAAAUGUAAGAGUUACUGGGAAAAAGUCAAAGUCUGGGAAAGAAUCGAACAGAAGUCGCAGCUCGAAUAAAGUUCCGCCUGGGGCAGUGAACCUGGAGCGCAGUUACCAGAUCUGCCAGGCUGUUAUACAGAACAGUCCAAACCGUGACGCUUUGCGGGGGCAGUUGCGGCCGCCUCCCGCGCUGUUGAACCGACCGACACGAACGCCACGCCCGCCCCCGCCGGUACUCGUGCGCCAGUUGCCCGGCCCCGUUGUUCCGCACGCUGAGGUCAAUGAGAAUCGCUCUAAUAAUAAUAUGGGCCAAUAUAUUCUUGUGCAAAGGACGCCUAAUGUGAUACCUAGAGCAUCAAGUGCACCACCAUCAAAUCCAAACACAAAUGUUAAUGUAACGAGAUGCCGCAGUGUAGGAGCCGAUGAUGCCUGUGUGUGUAACCUGCGCGCAAUGAUAUUGUGUAAGAAGUGUGGGGCUUUCUGUCAUGAUGACUGCAUCGGCUCAGCAGAAUUAUGUCUUACUUGUCUUAUACGCUGA